Messenger RNA from Blastocystis hominis, 873 nucleotides. RefSeq lists its product as hypothetical. Bases 1 to 873 code for a protein of 290 amino acids. The record is from RefSeq and is a predicted model, not a curated record. NCBI's taxonomy places the organism in Eukaryota, Bigyra, Opalinata, Blastocystidae. Gene Ontology annotation, molecular function: zinc ion binding. Gene Ontology annotation, cellular component: nucleus. The transcript has 4 exons.
AUGCCACCAAAGAAGUCAGGAUCUCGCAAGAAGUAUGAAAAGAUGAAGGCAGCACAAAUAGAGAAGCACAACCAAUCUCGGUUGAUGAGCUCUUCUCAACUGCUUGCAUUUGGAGACAUGUCAAAAGUCCCAGGCAAUUUUGAUAUGGAAUGCACAGAAUGUGGAAUGAAACAGAAAAACCGCGCCUUUUGCUAUUUCUGUCACGCGAUGCAAAAGCUGCCUGUUUGUGCGCAGUGCGGACGAAUGAAGUGUAGCGGCGUUGGAACGGAUUGUCUCGUAAAACAUUCGGGUACCACUGUAACAGGAUUAAAGUUUGUCGGCUCCAUCUGCGAUUUUUGCGAAGCCUUUGUUUGUCAUUCGAAAAAGUGUACCGAAGAGCACGCUUGCGCAUGCCCAUUCCGCGAGUCUCCCGAUCGCGGCGCCCUCACAAUCAAAUGCUGCGAAUGCCAGCGUGACGUCUGGCAUCAUGGAGGGAAGAUGUUCCAGUGCAACAUCUGCGGCAAGUGGUGCUGUCAAGAUGAUCACUUUGAGCAUCAAGCCAUGUGUCAAACCCUGGAAGGCGACAGUUUCAAAUGUAUAUCGUGCAACAAACGCGGUCAAUGGUCGUGUAUGCGAUGCAAAAUCAGCUACUGCGAUCUUCACGUUCUCUCUGCGCUCAACAAAGAUCGGAGUGGCGUGUAUCGCUGCAAGAAAUGCCAGUUCGAGCUGAAAGACGUCUCCAAUCUUUCGUUGAGCGUCAAACGGCACGAAUUUGGCCGCCAAGGCGCGUAUCAAUCGGACAAUGAGGACAGCGAGGACUACCCAUCGUACGGGUACAACGAUUCCAAUUGGUGUGUUUGUGCCAAACAGAACAGAAAUCAAUGCUGGCGUUGA